Messenger RNA from Dendronephthya gigantea, 4119 nucleotides. Its product is annotated as helicase SKI2W-like. Gene Ontology annotation, molecular function: RNA helicase activity; RNA binding; ATP binding. The transcript is spliced from 24 exons. Lineage: Eukaryota; Metazoa; Cnidaria; Anthozoa; Malacalcyonacea; Nephtheidae. The coding region runs from base 67 to 3900 and encodes 1277 amino acids. Gene Ontology annotation, cellular component: Ski complex. Gene Ontology annotation, biological process: nuclear-transcribed mRNA catabolic process, 3'-5' exonucleolytic nonsense-mediated decay. The record is from RefSeq and is a predicted model, not a curated record.
GUUCAAAUGGACAAAGUCUCCUGAUAUUUCGUGAUAAAUUUCUACUUUUCUCGAUAAAAACUUGGAAUGCAAGCAGAUUUAGCGUCAGAGUUAAAUAAACUGCAAAAGAUUAAAGAAGAACCACAUGACUCUCUCAAUGAUGUUUUUGACUUGCUGGAUGAUGGUUGUAAUGGUGGGGUAAAGGUUAUUCCAAGAAGCAUACCUGGUCGAAAUCAAGGUCAUAGGUUAACUGAACAACUUUCAAAGCUACCAAAUGGAUUGUUGCCAAUCUUUCCAUCAAAUCAUGAUCUGGAACUUGAAGAAUAUUUACUUCAUCCUGAGAAAUUACCGAUUCAUAAUUUCUAUGAAUCACAAACAUUCUGGUCCAGGACACAAAAACCCGAGUCAUUGUUCAAUACAACAUUUUCACCAGUUUUAACUGAUCUGAAAGUGAAAAGAGAUCCAAAAACAGGAAAACUUCUAGGAUAUCAUGAAGUUGCUCUUUCAAAUGCUGAUUCCACUGGUAGAAAUUCCACAUCUCUCCUUCGUCAUCCUGAGCCUCAGACAUCUGACAUACGAGGAAAUUCAACCAACAUUCCUUUUAAACCAGGGGGUUUGGAUCAGGUCGAUACUGACAGCAAUGCAAGGCCUAUGGACGUUUCAAGUUUAGACUUUGAAAAAGAUUUAUGUGAUAUUCCACCUGGGUUCACUCAGAGAGUAUCUUUUAAGUCUGAUGCAGUUGAUGGAAGUCAACAGAAAAAUGUGAUAAGCAUUGCUGAUAUUUUGACUGGCAAAGUAGACUUUGAUGAUGACUUUGAACAGAAAGAUGAAAAGGAUGUUGAAAAUGAGGUUGAAGAAACAUCAAAGGUGCCCAGUAUGGAUGGAGGAGCUUCAACUGAACUUAAGAAAAGUGGAAGCCUUGAAAAUCUUUUACCAAAGGAAGAAGAUAUCACAGAUGUUAAACUGGCAAAAAGUGAUUCAAUUGAUAACGAAGGUGAUCAAGAUUGGGCUGUGAUAGUCACUGAUCCUGUUAAAGAUUUCCAUAGCAGAGUGCCUGAAAUGGCAAGAACAUACAAAUUUGAGCUGGACACAUUUCAGAAGCAAGCCGUCAUUCAUUUGGAAAAUAAAGAAUGUGUGUUUGUUGCGGCACAUACGUCAGCUGGUAAAACGGUCGUUGCUGAAUACGCUAUUGCCCUGUCUGAGCGAAAUAUGACGAAAACGAUCUAUACCUCGCCAAUCAAGGCAUUAUCUAAUCAGAAGUUUCGUGAGUUUAAGGAUAGAUUUGAGAGUGUUGGCUUGAUCACUGGAGACAUGCAAAUAAACGCUGAUGCAAACUGUCUUGUUAUGACGACAGAGAUUUUAAGAUCAAUGCUAUAUCGAGGUUCCAGACUUAUUCGAGACACAGAAUGGGUUAUAUUUGAUGAGGUGCACUAUGUCAAUGACGCUGAGAGAGGCGUGGUGUGGGAGGAAGUCUUGAUUAUGUUACCAGAACACGUUGGAAUAAUCAUGUUGUCUGCCACUGUACCUAAUACCAAAGAAUUUGCUGGAUGGGUGGGGCGAAUAAAAAAGAAAAAGAUUUACGUUAUCAGCACGCUCAAACGCCCGGUUCCUUUAGUGUAUUAUCUCUAUACUGGAAACAGCGCUAAAACAGCCAAUGAAAUGUUUCCAAUUGUGGACCGUAAGGGAAAGUUUUUGCCGGAAGGUCAUAGAAAAGCGGUGGAAGCUAAGAAGGAGAGAUCACAAAAGUACAAAGCGAAGGAUAAUUAUGGAGCGAAGGGACCUCGCUCGCACACAAAUCCUAACGAGGAACGAAACGUUUGGAUUAGCUUGAUAAGAAAACUUGAAAAGGACGAGGGACUGCCUGUGGUUGCAUUCACCUUCUCAAGGAAUCGUUGUAACGAUAACGCUGGUCGACUGUCCAACAUGGAUUUAACGACUAGCAAAGAAAAACAUGAAAUCCAUAUUUUCAUGCAGAAAUGUAUUUCGCGAUUGAAAGAUCAAGACAAACAGUUGCCGCAGGUGAAGAAAAUGCAGGAGUUAUUGAAGCGUGGUUUGGCCGUUCAUCACAGUGGCAUAUUGCCAAUCUUGAAAGAGAUGAUUGAGAUGCUGUUUCAGGAUGGAUAUGUCAAGGUUCUCUUUGCCACUGAGACGUUCGCAAUGGGAGUAAAUAUGCCAGCGAGAACAGUUGUAUUUGACUCCAUUCGCAAGCAUGAUGGAGAAAAAUUUCGUGACCUACUCCCUGGGGAGUUCAUUCAAAUGGCUGGCCGAGCAGGAAGGCGAGGCCUGGACGAUACUGGAACUGUGAUAAUGUUAUGCAAAGCUGAUGUACCAGAAAUAUCUGCCAUUGAGAAAAUGAUGAUGGGAAAACCUGCUUUGCUGGAGUCCAGGUUUCGUUUGACAUACUCCAUGAUUCUGAACUUGCUGCGUUCAGAUGAAUUAUGUGUUGAGGACAUGAUGAAGCGAAGUUUUGCCGAGUUUCAUCUGCUGAGGAAAGCACCAGAAAGAAAAACAAUGAUCUUAAAAUGCGAGGAAGAGCUGAAGCAACUGGAAACACUGGAUUGUGAAAAGUGUACGAGCGAUGUUGGGGAGUAUUUUGAUGUCUGUAAAAGAUUGAAAAAUUUGACCCAUUCUCUCCAGAUAGCCACAGUGUCUUCACCAAGUGGACAGAAAUUAUUAUCAAAUGGUCGAAUAAUUAUUAUAUCAACUAAGCAAUUCUCAACACGAUAUGCGAUGAUUUUAAACAAGAAAUCUCAGUUUUCUUCUUUGGAGUCAAAAAACGAAACGAAAACAUACACAGUACUGAUUGCUUGCGAUCAAAAUGAACUCAUUUUGUCUGAGGAAAAAGGAAAUAAAGUGGGCGAUAAAUCUGAAGUGAUCGUUGAACCUUACACAGACACUAACGAGAUACAUUGUCCACAAAGACCAUGUGCUCAUAUGAUCAUUGAAAUCAGCGAGGGGGAUAUCGUUGUGAUUACUGAGCGAAUAAAACAAAAUUUGAACGGUGAAGCCAUGAUAAACGAUUUUAAUAAAAGACAACAGCCACGUUUUAGAAACGAUCUUCCUGGAAAGUCCAUCAGCUCAGCAAUAGAGGAACUAAUGAAUCUUUCAGAAACGUUUCCUAAAGGCUUGCCUAUGAUGAAUAUUGUUGUGAAGGAUUUGACGCUUCACGAACAAAAAACUGAAAGAAAAAAGUUGGAAUCUGAAAUUCAUGGUUUUGAGUGUGUGGCAUGCCCGAGCUUCAAAGAUCAUUUCAGGAAAUACACCAAAAGAAGAGUGUUGUUGGAUGAGAUAAAAGGUUUGGAAGCUAAAUCGUCGAUAGAAAUGCUCAGUCACAUCGAUGAAUAUCGGCAUCGUAAAGAGGUUUUGAAAGAACUUGGAUAUUUGAGCUUCAACGAAGUGGUAGAUAUGAAAGGUCGUGUUGCUUGUGAGAUCAGCAAUCAUGAAGUCCUAAUAUCCCUCCUUCUUUAUAACAAUUUCUUUAAUGGUUUUGAGCCGGCCGAAGUUGUCGCCUUGCUCUCGUGUUUUGUCUUUGAACAGAAAAAGUGCGGAGAACCAAAGCUAACCGAAAAACUCAAAAAGGGGAAAGAGACGAUACUGCAGACCGCUACAAAAAUUGCAACCGUAGAGAAAAAGUGUGGAAUGGAUACAUCCUGCGAAGAAUUUCUUCAACAAUUUAAAUUUGGUUUGGUUGAAGUUGUUUACGAAUGGGCAAGAGGGAUGCCUUUCAAUGAAAUCACAGAUCUCACAGAUGUACAAGAAGGCAUAAUUGUCAGAUGUAUCCAGCGCCUGAAUGAUCUGUGCAGUGACGUAAAGAACGCCUCGAGAUGUCUUGGUGUUAAGGACGUUGAACUAAAAAUGGAGAUAGCAUCAACUCUUCUCAAACGUGAUAUAGUAUUCGCUGCCAGUCUCUAUACGGAGUGACGAAAACAAUGUUAAUUAUUGCAUAAUAGAAAUUCUUAGAAUUUUUUACUUCGAGCGUAGUUUCUGAGUGUUGAAGCUCUUUUUAGAAAUACAGUAACCCUGGUGGCAUUUAAAUAACAACGUUGCUACUUCGUCACCGUUCACUGAUAAACAAUGCUCAAUCAACAUCGGACCUUUUCAUCCUCUUCAAUAAAAAAUCUUUACUAUUAUUAUGACGUC